Molecule: messenger RNA, 1773 nt
Organism: Carlito syrichta (Philippine tarsier)
Lineage: Eukaryota; Metazoa; Chordata; Mammalia; Primates; Tarsiidae
Gene: RTCB
Product: RNA 2',3'-cyclic phosphate and 5'-OH ligase
Exons: 12
Coding region: 120-1637 (505 amino acids)
Biological process (GO): tRNA splicing, via endonucleolytic cleavage and ligation
Cellular component (GO): tRNA-splicing ligase complex; nucleus
Molecular function (GO): RNA ligase (ATP) activity
Source: RefSeq, a predicted model, not a curated record
GCCGCGCAACCGGCUGCGCCUGCGCGUUGGUUCCUAGAAGAAGGCGCUCGGGAAGUCGGACGGCGCGGCGGCUGUUCUUUAAAGCGGAGCCGUGAGUUUCCGCCAGUGGUUUCGCCGCCAUGAGUCGCAACUAUAACGAUGAGCUACAGUUCCUGGAUAAGAUCGAUAAAAACUGCUGGAGGAUCAAGAAGGGCUUCGUGCCCAACAUGCAGGUUGAGGGAGUUUUCUAUGUGAAUGAUGCUCUGGAGAAGUUAAUGUUUGAGGAAUUAAGGAAUGCCUGUCGAGGUGGUGGUGUUGGUGGCUUCCUGCCAGCCAUGAAGCAGAUUGGCAAUGUGGCAGCCCUGCCUGGGAUUGUUCAUCGAUCUAUUGGGCUUCCUGAUGUCCAUUCAGGCUAUGGGUUUGCUAUUGGGAACAUGGCGGCCUUUGAUAUGAAUGACCCUGACGCAGUGGUAUCCCCAGGUGGUGUCGGAUUUGACAUCAACUGUGGUGUCCGCUUGCUGAGAACCAAUUUAGAUGAAAGUGAUGUCCAGCCUGUGAAGGAGCAACUUGCCCAAGCUAUGUUUGACCACAUUCCUGUGGGAGUGGGAUCAAAAGGGGUCAUCCCAAUGAAUGCCAAAGACUUGGAAGAGGCCUUGGAGAUGGGUGUGGAUUGGUCCCUGAGAGAAGGCUAUGCCUGGGCUGAAGACAAGGAGCACUGUGAGGAGUAUGGAAGGAUGCUGCAAGCUGACCCAAACAAGGUCUCUGCGAGGGCUAAAAAAAGAGGCCUUCCUCAGUUGGGGACUCUGGGAGCAGGCAACCACUAUGCAGAAAUCCAGGUUGUGGACGAGAUUUUCAAUGAGUAUGCAGCCAAGAAAAUGGGCAUUGACCAUAAAGGACAAGUCUGUGUGAUGAUCCACAGUGGAAGCAGAGGCUUGGGCCACCAAGUUGCCACAGAUGCACUGGUAGCUAUGGAAAAGGCCAUGAAGAGAGACAAGAUUAUAGUCAAUGACCGUCAGUUGGCUUGUGCACGAAUUGCUUCCCCAGAGGGUCAGGACUACCUGAAAGGAAUGGCAGCAGCUGGAAACUAUGCCUGGGUCAACCGUUCUUCCAUGACCUUCUUAACCCGACAGGCUUUUGCUAAAGUCUUCAACACAACCCCUGAUGACUUGGACCUACACGUAAUCUAUGAUGUUUCUCACAAUAUUGCCAAAGUAGAGCAGCACGUGGUGGAUGGAAAGGAGCGAACGCUGUUAGUGCACAGGAAGGGAUCCACCCGCGCUUUCCCUCCUCACCAUCCCCUCAUUGCUGUUGAUUACCAGCUCACUGGACAACCAGUGCUUAUCGGUGGCACCAUGGGAACCUGUAGUUAUGUUCUUACUGGCACUGAACAGGGCAUGACUGAGACUUUUGGAACAACCUGUCAUGGAGCGGGCCGUGCAUUGUCCCGAGCAAAAUCUCGACGUAAUUUAGAUUUCCAGGAUGUCUUAGACAAAUUGGCAGAUAUGGGAAUUGCAAUCCGUGUUGCUUCACCCAAACUGGUUAUGGAAGAGGCUCCUGAGUCCUAUAAGAACGUGACAGAUGUGGUGAAUACCUGUCAUGAUGCUGGAAUCAGCAAGAAGGCCAUUAAACUGAGACCAAUUGCUGUUAUCAAAGGUUAGAACAUUGAGGAGCAGGACCACCGGACACCACUGACCCUCUCUGAAGUGGAAGUGGAGUGACUUACUCUUCACACUUCAGACUCAAGAGCUGACAAGUUCCAAAGUAUGCAGUUGUCACUGCUCCUGCCUAUGUGAC